Messenger RNA from Prosopis cineraria, 1348 nucleotides. RefSeq names its product ACT domain-containing protein ACR12. The transcript is spliced from 10 exons. The coding region runs from base 248 to 1096 and encodes 282 amino acids. The record is from RefSeq and is a predicted model, not a curated record. Gene Ontology annotation, cellular component: chloroplast stroma; chloroplast thylakoid membrane. NCBI's taxonomy places the organism in Eukaryota, Viridiplantae, Streptophyta, Magnoliopsida, Fabales, Fabaceae.
GAGAAAACCAGUAAGGAGGUAGUAUGUUGAGUUGGAAACGUUUCUAAAAAUAAUUUUAGUCUUGAGAAUUUUAACGCAAAUUCUUUAAAAUAGUAGGCAGAAGACAUAAUUUUCACACUGUUUGGCUUCUGAGAUUCUGAUGCCAUCGGCUCCGUCACACUCCCUCUCAUAACUCAGUUUCCCAGAGAUCACGACGCUCCAAUCGCCACCUUUCUCUCUCUCUUCUCCGAUCCUUCCAUCCUCAUCCAUGGCUUCUACCAACGCUCUUCUUUCUCCUUCCUUCACACCCCAUCACUCAACCAGGCAUCACAAUCCCCUCUUUCUUACUUCUCACUCAUCAUCUCUUGCCUCCAUUCGCCAAUCCCGGAAAGCUCUCUCCCGGAGAAUGAUUGUUAUUAAUGCAUCCGCAUAUGAUUUGAACUCUGUUGGAUCUGCUUCAGUGUCUGAUGAAAAUCUCGAUAAUGUUCCUAUGCCAAUAGUUCUGAUUGAUCAAGAUUCAGAUUCCGAUGCCACUAUUGUUCAGAUUAGCUUUGGUGAUCGCCUUGGAGCCCUUGUUGACACAAUAAAAGCAUUAAAAGAGUUGGGAUUGGAUGUCUCAAAGGGAACUGUUUCCACUGAAGGAUCUGUUAAGCAAACAAAAUUCUUCAUCACUCAAUUAGACACUGGACGCAAAGUUGAAGAUCCUGAUAUGCUUGAGAGUAUUCGACUUACUGUUAUUGGCAAUUUGUUGAAGUAUCAUCCUGAGUGCAGCGCACAGUUAGCUAUGGGUGAGGUGUUUGGAAUUAAACCUCCAGAAAAGAAGCUUGACGUUGAUAUUGCAACACGUAUACAUGUCAAGGAAGAUGGACCUAAGAGGAGCUUGCUAUGCAUAGAGACGGCAGACAGAGCUGGGUUGCUAGGUGAAAUCAUCAGUGUCAUUGCAGAUAUAAACAUUGAUGUUGAAUCGGCAGAGAUUGAUACAGAAGGUUUGGUUGCUAAGGAUAAGUUUCAUGUCAGCUAUGGAGGUGCGGCAUUAAACAAUUCAAUGUCUCAGGUUUUAGUGAACUGUCUGCGUUACUACCUGCGGAGGCCGGAGACGGAUAUUGAUAGCUACUGAGGAUAGAUGGGUGAGCCACUUUUAGAACAUAGUUGUAAAAUAAUAAUUCAAUGUAAAACUGUUCUUGUACUCAAUCAUAAUGAGCUCAAGAUCCAUACAUGUCUUUCUGCUGCCUGGAUUUUAUGGAACUAAAACUUCCAUUGAUCUUCCUUAAAGCUAGACUUGUAAGUGGAAAUCCAGAUCCUGGGCUGUGCCUCAUGUCAUUCCCCAGAUUUAUAUUAUUAGUUUAUUCUACUUAAAGACCAUUUGAUA